Molecule: messenger RNA, 1400 nt
Organism: Arabidopsis lyrata subsp. lyrata
Lineage: Eukaryota; Viridiplantae; Streptophyta; Magnoliopsida; Brassicales; Brassicaceae
Product: purple acid phosphatase 18
Exons: 6
Coding region: 35-1198 (387 amino acids)
Molecular function (GO): acid phosphatase activity; metal ion binding
Source: RefSeq, a predicted model, not a curated record
UUCUCACUGAAUCUGAAAGAAAAAGCUCGCAGAGAUGGAAAAAUGGGGAAGAUUGCUGCUCGUAACAGUAUCUGCGUUAAUCUUUGCUUCUGUGGCGGCAGAUGAUUACGUCAGACCAAAACCUCGUGAAACCUUGCAGUUUCCAUGGAAACAAAAGUCAUCUUCUUUACCCGAGCAGGUGCAUAUCUCAUUGGCUGGAGAUAAACAUAUGCGGGUCACUUGGGUUACGAGUGACAAAUCAUCUCCUUCGUUUGUUGAGUAUGGAACAUCGCCAGGGAAAUACUCCUAUCUUGGUCAAGGAGAAAGCACCUCCUACAGCUAUAUAAUGUAUAGAUCAGGGAAGAUACAUCAUACCGUCAUCGGGCCUUUGGAAGCGGAUACUGUUUAUUAUUACCGUUGUAGUGGAGAAGGACCCGAGUUCCAUCUGAAAACACCACCAGCUCAGUUCCCGAUUACUUUUGCAGUGGCUGGGGAUCUUGGGCAAACUGGUUGGACCAAGUCGACUCUAGAUCAUAUUGAUCAAUGCAUAUAUGCUGUGCAUCUACUUCCCGGGGAUCUUUCUUAUGCUGACUAUAUGCAGCACAAGUGGGACACGUUUGGAGAGCUGGUUCAGCCUCUGGCUAGUGUAAGGCCAUGGAUGGUGACGCAAGGAAACCAUGAGAAAGAGAUCGGUACUCAGAUCAAUACCGUUUGGUUAAAGGCUGAUCUCGCAAAGGUGGACCGAGAAAGAACUCCAUGGCUAAUAGUCCUCUUCCAUGUACCAUGGUAUAACAGUAACAAUGCCCAUCAACAUGAAGGUGAUGAGAUGAUGGCUGAAAUGGAGCCUUUGCUUUAUGCAAGCGGUGUUGAUAUCGUAUUUACUGGUCAUGUCCAUGCUUAUGAACGCACGAAACGUGUCAAUAAUGGUAAAUCAGAUCCAUGUGGUCCCGUACACAUUACCAUAGGGGAUGGAGGAAACAGAGAAGGGCUGGCUCGCAAAUACAAAGAUCCGUCGCCAGAGUGGUCAGUCUUCAGGGAAGCAAGCUUUGGACAUGGUGAGCUUCAGAUGGUGAAUUCAACUCAUGCGCUAUGGACCUGGCAUAGGAACGAUGAUGACGAGCCAACAAGGUCUGAUGAAGUAUGGUUAAACUCCCUUGUGAACUCGGGAUGCUUGAAGAAAAGGCCUCAAGAACUCAGGAAAAUGCUCUUGGAACCUUAAUUAUAUAAUCCAUAAAGUGAGAUUUGCAGUAAAAUAGUCCAUUAAGUAAGUCUAUAUAGAAAGCUACAAGCUUGUUGUGUUAGCAAUGGGACUCUUAAUCACACCAUUGAAGAAGAAUUCUACCAACUCCAUAGAAAAAUCAUAGUUCCAACUUUAAAAUUUUGUAAACUUGCACUUUGUUCUUUCUUGUUUUUCCCAUUAA